Messenger RNA from Protopterus annectens (West African lungfish), 5729 nucleotides. RefSeq names its product microtubule crosslinking factor 1 (gene MTCL1). The record is from RefSeq and is a predicted model, not a curated record. Gene Ontology annotation, biological process: regulation of autophagy. Lineage: Eukaryota; Metazoa; Chordata; Ceratodontiformes; Protopteridae.
AAUUAGAUGAAUUACGUGCUGAAAUGGAAGAGAUGCGGGACAGUUACCUAGAAGAUGAUGUUUACCAGUUACAAGAGCUGCGCAGAGAACUCGAUCAUGCCAACAAAAACUGUCGAAUCCUGCAGUACCGUCUUAGAAAGGCAGAACAGAAAAGCUUGAAAGUUGCUCAGACAGGCCAAUUUGAUGGUGAGCUGUUGAGGAGCGUGGAACAAGAUCUGAAGGUAGCCAAAGAUGUUUCCGUCAGACUUCAUCACGAGCUAGAAAGUGUGGAAGAAAAGCGAGCCAGGGCAGAAGAUGAGAAUGAAAACUUGCGUCAGAAGAUCAUUGAAGUGGAAACAUCCAAGCAGGUGUUGCAGAAUGAAUUGGAGCGACUUAAAGAGAGCUCUACAAAACGAAGAGGUAGCAGAGAGGUAUAUAAAGAUAAAAGGCCAACUCAGGAAGACAGUGCCGAUCUUAAGUGCCAGCUUCAGUUUGCCAAAGAAGAAGCAGUGCUGAUGCGUAAGAAGAUGGCCAAAUUUGGACGAGAGAAAGAAGAACUGGAGCAGGAGCUGCAAAAGUACAAAUCCGUGUAUGGCGAUGUGGACAGCCCAAUGCCAAUAGGAGAGACGGGGGGUCCACCUAGUACCAGAGAGGCUGAGCUAAAGCUUAGACUUAAGUUAGUAGAAGAAGAAGCUAACAUCCUGGGCAGAAAGAUAGUGGAACUAGAAGUGGAAAACAGGGGUCUUAAGGCUGAAACGGAAGAUAUGAGGUGCCAGUAUGAGAGAGAAUGUCUUAGUCGGGACCAUGUUUCAAGCAUUCCUACCUCUCCUUUUGGGGACUCUCCAGAGUCUGCCUCAGAACUGCGACGGCACUUACAGUUUGUAGAAGAGGAGGCGGAGCUUUUGCGAAGGUCAGUCUCUGAGAUUGAGGAUCACAAUAAGCAACUGACCAAUGAACUGAAUAAGUUUAAGUUUGGGUCUGAUCAGGAGUCUAUAUGGGUAGAUGAUGGUAACUUGAAAGUGAAUGGUUCGCUUCAAGAAGAGUUAAAAGCUGCCAGAGUUCAAAUUAAUGAACUGAGUGGUAAGGUCAUGAAGCUUCAAUAUGAAAACCGGGUGCUAAUAUCUAAUGUGCAGCGCUAUGAUCUUGCAUCUCAUCUUGGCCUUCGUACUACAAGCCCCAGGGAUAGUGAUGCUGACAGUGAUGCGGGAAGAAAGGACAGUGAAGAAACCAGGCUUCCUCAGCCAAAGCGAGAAGGACCAGUUGGUGGAGAAAGUGAUUCAGAAGAUGUUUGUGAGAAGUCUUCAGGCUUUGGAAGUGGCAAAGCUUCAGAAUUAAGUGGUAUAUAUUCUGCUGAACUAAUCCGAAAUCGGGACAAUUUAACAUCCUUAGCCAAUAUUAAAACUGAGGCAGAACGCCUUGGAAGAACUGUGGAUCAUCUCAUUACAGACACUGAUAGUCUGAUUUAUGAUGCCAAGCUACAGGCAGCUAAAUUGUCUUCUGAGCAGGGUAUGGUAAGUGAUGCAGAUGUAGGUAAGAAUGAACCUGAACUUUUGAAUGCCAUCAACACAAAGAUGAAAGGUUUUCGUUCAGAGUUGCAGAUUUUCUUGGAGAAGGUUGACCACCUUGGAGAAGGCUUAAAGGAACAAAUGGAGGAUCUUUCUCCAAUGCCUCAGCUUACAGAAUCUUCAAGUUUUUUAUCCACAGGAACUUCAGUAUCAAGAGACUCUCCAGUUGGCAAUCUAGGGAAAGAGGUGACGACAGAUUUCCAGUCCAAACUGAGAGAUCAGACAGAAUGGCAGCUAAGCCAUGAUCUUAGCGAAGAGCAGGAAGGUCAUCGUUUCAGAGCAGGCAUGGACCAAAUCAGGAGAAGUGAUGGAGACAAUAGACACUACAGGCCAGACAGGAGAGAUGGUUUCAGUCUGGAGCUCAGGGACUCCCAUAUAUUUCCUGCACGGAAUGACUCCAUUCAAGAACUUCAAGCUUGCCUUGAACAAGAAAGGAAGCUUCGGAAAGAGGAACAGGAAAAACUGACCAGCAAGAUUUAUCAGCUUGAGGAGGAGCACCAGAAAAGGUUAACAAGGAAGGAAUUUGAGCUGCAGAGCUUGACUUUGCAGAAUAAACUUGAGGAGAAGAGCUGGAGCCAGGAGAAGAGGUUACUGCAUCAGGAAGUCCGGCAGUUCAAGCAGAGCACGUUUCUUCUCUACGUUAAGUUAAAGUGGAUGUUAAAGCACAGAAGACAAGACAAGAACAGAGUGGAGGAUGACGACUUCUUAGAGAUGAAGGAAAACUGGAAAGUUCUGAAUGCUCUGAAGACCCUUUUGGAAGAGUUCCAGAAUGAUCUCCAGAUGGAUGAAAGACACCGGCAUAAACUGCAACAGCAGUGUGCUACUGAGAAGGCUGCUUUGGAGAUGGAGUGCACAGAACUGAAGUGUCGCUUGGAACAGCUUAAGGACAGUGGUGAAAAGCAGUUUGACACUGGUUCUCUGAACUGGAAAGGGACUAUCACUAAGGAACGGGAAGAGCAGAUGAAGCUGCUAGCUGAGAGCCACAGUGCAGUGAUGGAGCUACGCUGGCAACUUCAGCAGAAUGAGAAGCUGUGGAACCAGGAGAAGGUGGACCUGCUGGACAGGUUUGACCGAGAGAGACAGGAAUGGGAGUGGCAGAUAAGAGAGCUGAAGAAGACCAUAGACAAGCUUCAGAAAAGGAGUAGCAUGCAGGGAGGAGAAAAACAUCUGGCUAUUCAAAAAGAGGGCAGUGGACCAUGUUCACCCACUGAGAAUAGCCAUGCAUUUCGUCCUCGGAGUGCCCGCUCUUGGUCAGACUCUGACACUGGACAGUUUGAUGAAGAUGUGAUGCCAACAAGGUUACAAGACAGUGACAGGUGUCGUGGUGCUGAAAACCUCUUUGACAUGUUUUCCCUUGAUUCACUGAAGGAAUGUGAAAGUUCUCAACCCUGUAGGCUAGACAGUGAAAAAUUUUCUUCUGGCUUUAAGGAGGGCUUGCUCGAAACACAAGAUUCGAGGGACUCGUCUGUUUUCAGUGAUGAGGAAUUUCCCAAGGGAAAUCUUCAAAGAGCAGUGUCUGUGACCUCAAUGUCAGACUUCCAGCGCUUAAUGGACAGCUCUCCUUUCCUUCCUGAGAAGGAGUUUGGUGAUGGGGAUGACACAAGUCCACCUUUGUCACCUGACGACUUGAAGUAUAUAGAUGAAUUCCAUAACAAGAAGUGGGGUUACUCCCCAAGGCGCCAAAGCAGACCCAGAGAGGGGCAUUUUGAGGCCUGGCCAGAAAGGACAGAAAAUGAGGAAGUAGUCAAUGUGUCAACUUCAGAUUCAUUCCAAGAAUCCUCAUGGUGUCUUACUACAAGUGUCACCAUGACUACCAGUACAAUUAGCACCCCUGAUACCUGCCAGAAGCAGCCACUGUGGAACAAUAUUGUUUCUGAUAAAACGGGUGUCCGGGUACUUCACAGCCCUCCUCUUAUUAGGAGAUUUGAUAAUCCUGUUUCUGGUAAGGAAAAGAAGAACAUGGUUGAUCCCGACUUCUUGUUUUCUGCGACCAAAACCAAAGGGAAUGUCUGUGAGACAAAAGGUAGCUCUCAGGAUUUGUUUGAAAGGUGGCCUUGUGAACAUGAUAGGCAUAAAGAUCUAUUACAGGGUUCUCUGCACCCCCCAGAGCACCCUAUUUGUAGCUCAGUUGACUUUGCAUCCUCUUUGCAUGAACUUGGCCUGUCUAGGAACAUGAGUGACGAUAUGAAAGAGGCAGCAUUUUCAGUGAGGCAUGCUAUACGUUCUACAUCAGUAGAGCGUCAGUUUAAGGACACAGCUUGCCAGACUAAUGGGGUCAGGACUACUGGGACACAAACUACUCAGACCAUUAAUGUUGGCCUUCAGACAGACAGUUUACGUAGCAUCACCAGCAGUCCACACAAGUGUCUGACGCCAAAAGGAGGCUCUACACCUGCUUCAUCACCAUCAAGGAGCUUACGGAGUAAACAGAUCAUUUCUGGAGUUGAAAAGGUCCAGGGCAAGUUUGAACGGGCAUGCUGUUCCCCCAAGUAUGGCUCUCCAAAACUACAGAGGAAAAUUUCUCUAAAGUCAGAUCAACCAAAUCGGGUUUUGCCCAAUGUGGCACAGAAGGGUUUCAGUGAGUCUGCUUGGGCAAGGUCAACUACCACACGGGAGAGUCCAGUUCACACAACAAUUAAUGAUGGCCUUUCUAGUUUGUUCAAUAUUAUCGAUCACACCCCUGUGGCUUAUGACACUUUUCAGAAGCUUUCUAGGUCGUCCUGCAGAUCUAGGUCAGCUGAACCAAGAUCAAAUUAUGGCGUUGUGCAGGAGUUUCUGAAGAAUGUCCGUGAGAGAUCACCAAGCCCUGUGCGUGUAAAUGUGGUGCCACGAAGAGAAAUGACCGCGGCUUCUGCUGGGCUUAAACAGGAUUUAUCUGCUGCACCAGGGUAUUCCUUUACAGAAAAUGCUGCCAAAAUUCUAAAUAAAAGACUUGUUGAGCAGGCCCUAAUGGAGGAUACAAAACGAUGCCCUCAUGAUCAGAUAACUAGCAAGAAAGACAGAGCAGAAGAAAUGGCUGGAGCCCAGAUCUCAUCUAUUGAGGAGUUGCCAUGUUCCUGUAUAGCUCCACCCUUAGAAUCCUGCUUCUCACGGCCAGAGGCACCAGCAAAUCGAAGGCCACCUUCAAGAUGGGCUUCACAUUCCCCUACUGGUUCCCGUUCGCCUUCAGCUGCAGAUCUAGCUUCAUUUGAGGAUCCACCGAGCACUGAGUCAGCCGAAGUGAAUGAAACGUUUUGCAAAUCAGUAUGAAUGCUUACUGAAGAGUUCAUGGUGAUUUAUCUGACAAAACCAUAUCUGUGAUUGGAAAAUGUCAGUUUGUACACAAAGGGACUGUUUCAGAAGUUGAUUGUAGAGGAUAUGCUGCAGCAAACCCUAUGGAAAUGGGUGCUUCUAAGGUCAAACAUCAAAAAUGUGCCUGCAAAAACUUUUUCUGAAGUAGAAAAAAAAAUUUUCUCCAUUUUUUUCUAGAUCCAAUAUUUAUUAUUAACAGCAAAAAAAAGGAGUGCUCUGUGAUUAAAAUGUACAUAAGCUGUACAAAAUUAAUCUGAAUGCGUUGACAACCCUGAAUGGUCUCUUAGUAUUCUGUUUUGUGUUACAUUUGCACUAUCGUCUUUUCCAUUUGAUAAGUGUGUCUGUCUACGUUUACUAUUUUACUUUGAUUUUGUAUUCCUGUUGUCAGUGUGUUACAAAUUAAAGAGCAAGACUGUUGAUGCUGAUGGAAAACUCGGAGGAUUAGGUACUCCAGAGAAAGAUAAAAAUAUACUAUACAGUGGAAAUAUAAUAUACAGGUUGAGGGAAAAUACAGGUACAAUAAUUUUUUUAACUGAAAAAUAUUGUUCAGUGAGAAACACGGAGACUUAAGUCUUAAGAGAAAGCGUUGUACCAAUGGUACAGUACUUGAUUUGCAUGCCGGUAAGUUUCAUAGCACUUUAGUGCAUGUAUAUACUGCCGUUGUUCUGCCAUCACAGCAGUGUCAGUAAAUAUUACUGUAAUAUUAAUGUGGUUUAUCACGUACUGUAAUUUUAUUGUUAUUGCAUUAACUGUGAGAAAAAAGUCUUUUUGAUUAUUGUUAACAUUUCAGCUCUUUGUGUAUGAAAACUGGUAUGCACAUUCUGAGAUUAACGUGUUUAAAAAGUCUGGGGAACACCACACUGAAGUUCAAAUAAAGCCCUUAUAUUCACAAUA